AUGGACAAAUUGCUCCCACAAAUUGAAACCUUUCAGUGCGAAUAUUUCAAUGCUGGUGGUUCAACUAAGGACAGAAUAGCGCUUCGAAUGGUCGAGCUUGCAGAAUCGGAUGGAAGAUUGAAGCCCGGAAUGACUUUGAUUGAACCAACGUCGGGAAAUACCGGUAUCGGGCUAUCCCUUGCAGCCGCUGUGAAAGGAUACGGUUGCAUUAUCGUGAUGCCUGAAAAAAUGUCCAAAGAAAAGGCGCUGACAGUGGAAGCGCUCGGGGCGAAUAUCGUCAGGACUCCGAAUGAUGCAGCGUUUGACUCGGCCUACUCCCACAUUGGUGUGUCGCUGCGACUACAGAGUGAAAUCCCUGGCGCAAUAAUCCUUGACCAGUACCGAAAUAUUGGAAAUCCCUUGGCUCACUACGAACAGACCGCCGAGGAAAUAAUUGAUGGUUUAGACGGCAAUGUUGAUUACGUGGCACAGGUGGAAACAGUUACAGGUGUCGCGAAGAAAAUAAAGGAGAAAAUUCCACACUGUGUGGUCGUAGGUGUGGAUCCCGAAGGUUCAAUUCUAGCCGAUCCCACUAAAGGCGAAACAGCCUUUUAUGAAGUUGAAGGGAUGGGAUACGAUUUUGUUCCCGGAACCCUGAACCGAGAUGUGGUCGACAGAUGGUUGAAAUCGACUGAUAAGGAGUCAUUCGAAGCAGCCCGUGAGCUCAUCCGUAAAGAAGGAAUUCUGUGCGGAGGUUCUUCGGGCUCGAAUAUCCACGCUGCUUAUGAGAUUGCUCGUGGUCUACCGGCGGACAAAAACGUUGUGGUGGUUCUACCGGACGGCAUCAGAAAUUACUUAACCAAGUUUGUGAGCAACGACUGGAUGUUGGUGAGACACUUCGACGUGACUGGUGGGGAAAACUAA
Messenger RNA from Ostertagia ostertagi, 903 nucleotides. Lineage: Eukaryota; Metazoa; Nematoda; Chromadorea; Rhabditida; Trichostrongylidae. The record is from the annotation of a GenBank genome assembly.